This is a messenger RNA of Sphenostylis stenocarpa, 1785 nucleotides long. Lineage: Eukaryota; Viridiplantae; Streptophyta; Magnoliopsida; Fabales; Fabaceae. The record is from the annotation of a GenBank genome assembly.
AUGGCUCUGGGUGGUUUGGUUUCCAACAGAAACUUCACUUCUUUCAUAGGACCAGGAAAUGUAUAUCAAUUGGGAAAGGAUCUAUCACCUCAAAGAGGGGGCAUUUCUUGUGUUUGUGUUGCACGUUAUGGUGGCCAGGUUGCAAAGGAUCCUUUCUCAAGAUGGUGGCAUGGAUUGCGUUUUCAUGCUAGAGAACCUUUGAAUGAGAAAGUUUCAAAACCAAUACCAACAUUUCAUGAUGAAGUGCAACAUUGUUCUCCAAUGUCCCAGAAAUCCAUUCACUGCAUGAACAUGAAACUUAAGGCCACCAGAAGAUGUCAAUGCUACCUCGCUUCAGAUCCCUAUAGCAGGAGCCUUGUUCAACAAAGAGCAGUAUAUGGACUAGGUUUAAACAAGGUGAAUCCAGCUCGUGUUCACUACAAGUCUGAGGAGUAUGAUAUUACAGAAUCGGAGGUGAAUCCUCUUGCAUCAACUGAAGGGACAGGUGAAGCCAUUCUCGUGGAAGGGAAUGUUCCGCAAGUAUCUUCUUGGUGGCAACAGUUUCCUAAGCGCUGGGUUAUUGUAUUGCUAUGUUUUGCAGCAUUUCUGCUGUGCAACAUGGACCGUGUAAAUAUGAGCAUAGCAAUACUUCCAAUGUCACAAGAAUUUAACUGGAACAGUGCAACAGUUGGCCUAAUUCAGUCAUCUUUUUUCUGGGGCUACCUUCUUACUCAGAUCCUUGGUGGCAUAUGGGCAGACAAACUUGGUGGGAAGCUAGUGCUAGGUUUUGGAGUUGUCUGGUGGUCAAUGGCAACAAUUUUAACACCUAUUGCUGCAAGAAUUGGGCUGCCAUGUUUGCUUAUUAUGCGUGCAUUUAUGGGGAUUGGUGAGGGUGUUGCCAUGCCUGCUAUGAAUAAUAUGCUUUCCAAGUGGAUUCCAGUUUCAGAGAGAAGUAGAUCACUUGCCCUAGUAUAUAGUGGCAUGUACCUUGGUUCUGUGGUUGGCUUGGCAUUCUCACCGUUGCUAAUCCAAAAAUUUGGGUGGCCAUCAGUUUUUUACUCUUUCGGAUCCCUUGGAAGUAUCUGGUUUGCCUUGUGGUUAAGAAAGGCAUAUAGCUCCCCAAAAGAUGACCCUGAUCUUGGGGUAGAGGAGAAAAGGUUCAUACUAGAAGGCAAUGUAUCAAAUGCACCUGUUUCUUCUAUUCCUUGGAAAUUAAUUUUAUCAAAAGCACCUGUUUGGGCUCUUAUAAUCUCUCAUUUCUGUCACAAUUGGGGGACUUUUAUUCUUUUAACCUGGAUGCCUACUUAUUAUAAUCAGGUUCUGAAGUUCAAUCUCACCGAAUCAGGGCUCUUAUGUGUUCUUCCAUGGUUAACCAUGGCUGCUUUUGCAAAUAUUGGUGGGUGGAUUGCUGAUACACUUGUGAGAAAAGGCCUCUCCAUAACAAAUGUUCGAAAGAUCAUGCAAACAAUAGGGUUUCUGGGUCCUGCCUUUUUUCUUUCACAGCUGAGCCACGUCAGAACACCUGCUAUGGCUGUAUUGUGCAUGGCGUGUAGUCAGGGAUCUGAUGCAUUCUCACAAUCUGGUCUCUAUUCCAAUCACCAAGACAUUGGACCCCGCUAUGCAGGUGUAUUGCUUGGACUAUCGAAUACGGCAGGAGUGCUUGCUGGUGUCUUUGGUACAGCUGCAACUGGUUUAAUACUCCAGCGAGGUUCUUGGAAUGAUGUUUUUAAGGUUGCUGUUGCAUUGUACAUAAUAGGCACAUUGGUGUGGAAUAUCUUUUCAACCGGGGAGAAAGUUCUUGAUUGA